Rhizophagus irregularis DAOM 181602=DAOM 197198 is the source of this 1051-nucleotide messenger RNA. Lineage: Eukaryota; Fungi; Glomeromycota; Glomeromycetes; Glomerales; Glomeraceae. The record is from RefSeq and is a predicted model, not a curated record.
UCGUUAAUCAAGCAUCCAAAAGUUUUGAUCUCCUAUAAUCAAUAACUUACGAUACAUGUAACUUUAUGUUUAAAUUGUAGAUAAAUAUUACAAGAUUAAUAUCCGUGAGGCCUGUAGCUCACAUUAGUUUCUUAUUUUUUCCAUACCUCACCCCUAAUCCAUUAUGAGAACUAGAACUUUUCUUUGACGAUAUAUUUGUAAGAGGACUUUUUCGGCAUGCCAAACAUUGUACCUCAAUGUGAUAGGCUAAUGAUUGAGAUAAGGUUCGAUGUAUCACAACAUAUAGCGCGAAUUCUAUCUCAAAACUUAGUAAAGAAGAACUCCAAAGAAGUUAUUAAGAGUUUCUCCGAUGAUAAUAAUUCGAAUUCUUUUGCCAAAGAACAGACUUCAGAAAUUUCGUUUACCUCGGGUAAGGAAAAUCAUGUGACUGAAAUUUCUGAGACCGGCGAGUCCGAAGUAAAUGCAUUAUCUACAUCUGUCUCUAACUCUUUUAGCGAAAAAUUACCUGAUAUAAAGAUGAGCACAUCAAUCACGUCUCAAACAAAUGUACAAUAUACAUCUUCAAUAUCAUCUAGCAAAUCCAGACUUCCGAUUUCUAUCUUACCUGAAGAUCCCGAAGAGAAGCAAAAACAUAUCAUUGGGUUGGUGUUAGAGCAGUUUCCUUAUCUAUCUUUAAGCGAUAGCGAUGAACGUGAUGACAGAUUUAAUCUUAAUAGUUCAGUAAUCUGUCCUAUAUGCAACAGGGAUCAUAAAGAAACUAUAUGUAAGAAUAUAAAGGGUGAAUGGAGUUCAGGUGAAUAUUGCAGAGAACGAACUUAUCGCCUCAAAUGCUGGAAUGAUCUUCGGGGGUGGAAUCCCAAUAGUGAAUGUGAAAUCAGCAUAGAAGCGAAAUUUCGUGUUAUGCACAGUGAUUACAUCAUUAUAUACAAAUAGGAAAUAUGUGAGUGAUCUAUGUUUUUCAAUUUGUGAAUUAAAUGACAGGGUUAUCAAAGCCAAAGAUGAUAAUAAAAAAACCGUUCUAGAAGUGAUCCAUACAUAUUAUUAUUUUUGA